AUGUUUGUCUAUAAGAGAGACGGUAGACGUGAAAGAGUCGCUUUUGAUAAGAUUACCGCCAGAAUCAACAAACUCUGUUAUGGUUUGGAUAUGAACUAUGUUGAUCCUGUUGCUAUUACUCAAAAGGUUAUCUCUGGUGUCUAUCAAGGUGUUACUACUAUCGAACUUGAUAACCUUGCUGCCGAAACUGCUGCUUAUAUGACCACAACUCACCCUGAUUACGCACUUUUGGCUGCCCGUAUUGCAAUCUCUAACUUGCAUAAAGAAACCAAGAAGGUCUUUUCCCAAGUUGUUGAAGACUUAUACAAUUACAUUAACCCCAAAACAGAAAAGCUUUCCCCUAUGAUUGCCAAAGACAUUUACGAAAUUGUCAUGGCUAAUGCUGAACGUCUCAACUCUGCUAUCAUCUAUGAUCGUGAUUUCAAGUAUAACUUCUUUGGUUUCAAGACAUUAGAGCGUUCUUAUUUGCUCAAAAUCAAUGGCAAAGUUGCUGAAAGACCUCAACAUUUGAUUAUGCGUGUUGCUGUGGGCAUUCAUGGUAGCGAUAUUGAUGCUGCUAUUGAGACUUAUAAUCUCAUGUCUGAACGUUACUUUACCCAUGCCAGCCCUACUUUGUUUAAUGCUGGUACUCCUCGUCCUCAAUUGUCUUCUUGUUUCUUAUUGACCAUGAAGGAAGACUCUAUCGAAGGUAUUUACGAAACACUCAAGAUCUGCGCUCAAAUCUCCAAGACUGCUGGUGGUAUUGGUUUGAAUGUUCACAAUAUUCGUGCUAAUGGUUCUUACAUUGCUGGUACCAAUGGUUAUUCUAACGGCUUAUUGCCCAUGUUGCGUGUGUUUAACAACACUGCUCGUUACGUCGAUCAAGGUGGUAACAAGCGUCCAGGUGCCUUUGCCAUGUAUUUGGAGCCAUGGCAUCCUGAUAUCUUUACCUUUUUAGACUUGAGAAAGAACUUUGGUAAAGAUGAAAUCAGAGCCCGUGACUUGUUUUAUGCACUUUGGGUUCCUGAUCUCUUUAUGGAGCGUGUCCGUGACAAUGGUGAAUGGUCUUUGUUCUGUCCUAAUGAAGCUCCCGGUCUUUGUGAUGUUUGGGGCGAUGAAUUUGUUGCUCUUUAUGAGAAAUACGAAAAGGAAGGAAGAGCAAGAGAAACCAUUAAAGCUCAAAAGUUGUGGUAUGCCAUUCUUGAAGCACAAACAGAAACCGGUAAUCCCUUUAUGCUCUACAAGGAUGCUUGUAACCGUAAAAGUAACCAACAAAACUUGGGUACUAUCAAAUGCAGUAAUUUGUGUACAGAAAUUGUUGAAUACUCCAGUCCUGAUGAAGUUGCUGUCUGUAACUUGGCUUCUAUUGCUUUGCCUACCUUUGUUGUCAACCGUGAAAGUUUCGACUUCAAUAAGUUGCAUGAUGUUGUCAAAGUGAUUACCAAGAACUUGAAUAAGAUUAUUGAUGUCAACUACUAUCCUGUGAUUGAAGCCGAACGUUCUAAUAAGCGCCAUCGUCCUAUUGGUUUGGGUGUUCAAGGUUUAGCUGAUACUUUUAUGUUGAUGAAAUUUGCUUUUGAUUCCCCUGAAGCCAAGCAUCUCAAUAUCCAAAUUUUCGAAACUAUUUACCAUGCUGCCCUAGAAGCUUCCUGCGAACUUGCUCAACAAUACGGCCAUUAUGAAACUUAUCCCGGAAGCCCUGUUUCUAAGGGUAUUUUGCAAUAUGACAUGUGGGAUGUAACCCCUACCUCUCUCUGGGACUGGGCCAAGCUUAAGGAAACCAUUGCCAAACAUGGUGUUCGUAACUCGCUUUUGGUUGCUCCUAUGCCUACUGCUUCUACUUCUCAAAUCUUGGGUUUCAACGAAUGCUUUGAACCCUAUACUUCCAACCUCUACACUCGUCGUGUUCUUGCUGGUGAAUUCCAAAUUGUGAACCCUUGGCUCUUAAAGGACUUGGUCGAGAUGGGCUUGUGGAACGACGACGUCAAGAAUAUGAUCAUGUCUGAUGGUGGUUCAGUCCAAAAUAUUCCCGGUAUCCCUCAAAAGCUCAAGGAUAUUUACAAGACUGUCUGGGAAUUAAGUCAACGCACCUUAUUGGACAUGGCUGCUGAUCGUGGUGCUUUUAUUGAUCAAAGUCAAAGUUUAAACAUCUUCAUUGCAGAACCUAACUUUGGUAAAUUGACAAGUAUGCACUUUUAUGGUUGGCAAAAGGGUUUGAAGACGGGUAUGUACUAUUUGCGUACUCGUCCUGCUGUCGACGCCAUCAAAUUCACUGUGGAUCAAUUGUCACUACGUGAAUACAGAAAGAAGAAGACUGAAGAAGAUAACAUGGCUGAUAUGGUCUGCUCUAUUGACAACAAAGAUGCCUGUGUUAGCUGCAGCGGUUAA
Molecule: messenger RNA, 2367 nt
Organism: Gilbertella persicaria
Lineage: Eukaryota; Fungi; Mucoromycota; Mucoromycetes; Mucorales; Choanephoraceae
Product: ribonucleoside-diphosphate reductase large chain
Exons: 3
Coding region: 1-2367 (788 amino acids)
Biological process (GO): deoxyribonucleotide biosynthetic process; DNA replication
Cellular component (GO): ribonucleoside-diphosphate reductase complex
Molecular function (GO): ATP binding; ribonucleoside-diphosphate reductase activity, thioredoxin disulfide as acceptor
Source: RefSeq, a predicted model, not a curated record